Messenger RNA from Numida meleagris (helmeted guineafowl), 8849 nucleotides. RefSeq names its product homer scaffolding protein 3 (gene HOMER3). Gene Ontology annotation, molecular function: G protein-coupled glutamate receptor binding; chemorepellent activity; semaphorin receptor binding. The record is from RefSeq and is a predicted model, not a curated record. Bases 941 to 3631 code for a protein of 896 amino acids. The transcript has 21 exons. Gene Ontology annotation, cellular component: postsynaptic density; cytoplasm; dendrite. Gene Ontology annotation, biological process: semaphorin-plexin signaling pathway; axon guidance; positive regulation of cell migration. Lineage: Eukaryota; Metazoa; Chordata; Aves; Galliformes; Numididae.
GCAAGGAAAUCUUAUUUUUAAACAGCUGCCCACUUGGCAGAAGUUCCUUAUAGACUGUUUUCUUCAUGAGUUAACGAUCUUUACAAGUUUGCAAGACCUCCUUCAGAAAGGGGAGCUGUUGGUGGAUAGGAAAGCAGAAGAUUGAAAAACCAUCUGAAAGGAAAGAUAACCGCUAAACGGGCACACAGCAUGGACGUGGGAAGAGAACCUGUCAGCUCUGCCUUUGUUUGAUGCCGUAUCAGUUGCUGUGUGUUAAUUACUGAUUGGGAGGGUUCUGCACGGUCCUAAUUUGCGGUGCUCCCCACACAGAGCAGUUCAGGCUUUAUUUUAGUGUUCAUCUGGUGAUAAAGUGUCAGUCACUGAGAAGAUGCAGAGCAGUUUCAUGCAUAUGUAAUUUAUAUAUUUUUUCCAAACUCACAGCUUACUCCCAUAUAUAAACAGUGUAUAAUACUGUAUAGUGUAAAUAAGGAAGAAGACGAAUUGUUUUGUGUGUAAUUUGACACAAAAAAUGAAAAGCAAGCGCUCCUGCUGACUGUAAGUAUGUUGGCCCCAAAACUGCUCGAGAAACCAGCGUCAGGGAAGGCAGAGGCUUAAUUAGGGAUCGACGAUAAUGAUUUUCUUCGGAUUUCCUCACGGUUCCACACACCGCGGAGCGCACCGCACGCGCUCCUUCACGCGGGCCCGCCUUCCCGCCCGCGGGGGCGUCACGUGAGCGCAGCGCGGGUCGCCAACGGGCGCGGGGCUGAGGGAGGGGCCGCCAUCUUAGGGGUGACCACUACUGAGCUCUGAUUUUGUUUGGAAUUUGCUGGAGUGCUUUAAAGGUGCACUGCUGGAAUUUCAGGUGUGAGAUACCUGCUUUGGAGGUCUUCAGCAGGACAUUUUCAAGAACCGUGAAGAAACUGUCAUUAUUUAAUAACAAGGAAUAAAAACUGGGAAGAACAUGUUUCUAGUUGAAUCUCAGAAAAUGAGUGGCACUGCUGUUGUCGUUUGUCUUGUUUUGCAAUUGCUGCGAGAUGUAAAGCCAUCUGUCGGGAGCUGCAUUCCUAGAAAAACAUUAAAAUACCAAACUGUAAAUGUAGAAAUGUUUCUGAACGAAGGCUUGUCCAAUGUUUCCACUCUCCUUGUGGAUGAAGAAACUGAUACGCUGUUUGUUGGAGGCAGGGAUGUGAUAUCUGCCCUUGAUUUGAAUAACAUUUCCAGAGAAAUUGCCAGGGAACACUGGUUUGCUACACAGGAAAGACAGCUGGAAUGUAUUCGUAGAGGCAAGGACAAGAUACGAUGCCAAAACUACAUCCUCUUCCUCCAUAAGAUAAAUGACUCUAACCUAUAUGUUUGUGGAACAAAUGCCUAUCACCCAGUGUGUGAUCACAUGCUUAUCCAUAGGACAAAGAUGCGCUUGCAAGGAAGAGCUGAAGAGAGCAGAGGGAAGUGUCCUUUUGAACCAACUCUGAAGUACGCAUCCGUUUUUGUAGAUGGAGCAUUUUACUCGGCUACUUCAAAUAAUUUCUUGGGAACAGAACCUAUAAUACUUCGCAGCAUGCAAAAUCCUGUAAGAACAGAAUUUAAAACGUCUUGGCUAAAUGAACCAAGCUUUGUCAACAUGGAAAUAGUACCUGAAAGUGAGUCUAGUCCAGAUGGAGAUGAUGAUAAAAUUUAUGUGUUCUUCACUGAAACAGCUGUUGAGUUUGAAUUCUAUGACAAGAUUCUGGUGUCCAGAAUUGCUCGUAUCUGCAAAGGUGAUCUUGGUGGAAAACGCUUACUGCAGAGAAGAUGGACUUCAUUUUUAAAAGCCCGACUUUCCUGUUCCAUUCCAGAACUCAACUUCCAUUUCAAUAUCGUUCAGGACGUCUUUUUUCUCAGGAGAGGGAAGUGGCAGGACAGCAUAUUUUAUGGAAUUUUUGCCCAACAGUGGGGAAGAUUGGACAUAUCAGCUGUUUGUGCAUACAGCAUGCCAAGCAUUCAGGAAGCCUUCUCCAAAGGAAGCUACAAAGGACCAGUAACUGUGGAACAUUCCCACAUGAAAUGGAUGGUUUUUAGAGGAGAGGUGCCAGUUCCACGUCCUGGUGCUUGUAUUGAUAAUUUUGCCCGGAGUAUGGGGUAUAAUACAUCUUCUGACUUGCCCGACAAAGUUUUGCAGUUUGCUAGAGAUCACCCUCUAAUGGAUGGUUCUGUAAAUCCAAUUGGUAACAGGCCAGUGCUACUGAAGAGAAGCUCAAACUAUACCAGGAUUGUGGUAGACAGAGUCACUGGCCUAGAUAAACAGACCUACGAUGUUAUGUUUCUAGGAACAAAUGAUGGAUAUUUGCAUAAAGCUUUCAAUUGCGAUGGAGAAAUGUUCAUUGUGGAAGAGCUACAGCUGUUUCUGUCUCCUGAGCCUGUUCAGUUUCUUCAGCUGUCUUCUAAAAAGGGGAUGCUCUAUGUGGGGUCCCUGUCUCAAGUGGUACAGCUUCCAGUUUCGGGAUGCCACCGGUACAAGUACUGCUUGGAUUGCAUCCUGGCAAGAGACCCGUACUGCGCCUGGUCGCAGGCUUCUCACGCCUGUGUUCUGCUGUCAGCUCAGCCUGCUGAUCCAAAGGAGCAGCCAAUCUUCAGCACCAGAGCCCAUGUUUUCCAAAUCGACCCCGCUACCAAAAGAAACUGGAUCCCCGCCAGCAAACAUGCCUUGACUGUCUCGUAUUUUUACGAUGCCACGCGCAAUGUGUACCGGAUCAUCAGUGUGGGAGGCACCAAGGCAAUCAUCAACAGCACUAUCACCCCCAACAUGACCUUCACAAAGACAUCCCAGAAAUUUGGACAAUGGGCAGAUAGCCGAGCCAACACAGUGUAUGGAUUGGGCUUUGCUUCAGAACAACACCUCUCCCAGUUUGCAGAGAAGUUCCAGGAAGUGAAAGAAGCAGCACGUUUGGCAAGGGAGAAGUCCCAGGAUAAAACAGAACUGACCAAUCCUGCCCUGAAUAUCACAUCUCACCAGGUACUUCCUAGCCCCAUCAUCAGCUCAAAUGGACCAGGAGAAGAUAAACUAUUCCGGAGUCAAAGUGCUGAUGUUGAGAUAAGCACGGAGAAGGAGCGUCUGAAGAAGAUGCUUUCAGAAGGUUCGGUGAGUGAGGUCCAGUGGGAGGCUGAAUUCUUUAGCCUCCAGGACAACAACAACAAACUUGUGGCUGCUCUCCAUGAAGCCAACGCCAAUGUGGACCAGUGGAAGAAGCAGCUGGCUGCAUAUCAGGAGGAGACGGAAACACUGCGGCAGCGGGUAGCAGAACUGGAGUCGCAGGGGGCUCAUGACUCCUCCAGUGAGAACAACAAGGAAGAGCUAAGCCAAACCCUGGAAGAGCUGGAACUGCUGAUCAAGGCUAAAGACGAGGAGAUUCAGAUGCUAAAGAGCCAAAAGUGUGGCCGAUGGGAAGCAGAGGGCGAGCGUGAGGAGACGCUACAAAAGCUCCAGGAGCUGGAGGCACGCAAUGCAGAGCUGGAGCGCCGCCUUCACCUGGCCGAGCAGACGCUGGCAGAGACCCUGGCUGAGAGGGAGAAGAUCCAGAAUGAGGUCACCAAGGUGGCAGAGAUAAUGGACGUGAAGAUAUUUGAGCUCAGUGAGAUCCGGCAAGGACUAGCCAAGCUGGUGGAGAGCAACUGAGCAGCGGCAUGCUCAGAGGGAGACGCCUCCGGAGGAGCGGAGCCUGACCUGGGACUGGUCACUGACAGCAAUUUUGAUCACAGAACAGCCUCGAGGUCUGUUUGGGCAGGAUAUGCCAACGUACCAGCAGCUGCCUGGACAGUGUGGUGACCAGGCGCAGCCACUUACUGCCCACUGAACAACCAGCUGGAGGGCAGAGAGGGCCUGAGCUCCUGUAUCCUCCACAGGAAGCAUCUACAAGUCACAGCCAGGCCUCUCUGGACCCUGUCAUGGCUAUGGCAUGGUCCAGAGAUGGCAGCUGUCCCUCUGCUGCCUUCCCAGCCUCCCUGCUGCCACACUGUGUCUCCCACAUUUUUACAAUUUUCUAGGGGAAAGUGCUGAGCAGCCUUUGCAUUUUUUUCAGUAGUUUUUUAGGGAACCACUUGCCUUUUGCAAAAUAAGCUGCUUAUUUCCCAACCAAAGGAGGGAAAAGAGGUAUCAGCACUUUGAGGGCAUCACUGGCUCCUUUUCCAGCCCUAACUACACUGUGUCUUUCUAACAGGAUGCACUAACACUGGUCGCUGUCAGGAGCUUACAGAGGUAGCAGAGUCCCUACUGCAGAGAAGGGUGCUUGCCUGCCCAUAUGCUGUUCAGUCACAGCCUCCAGAGGAAAAAGAACUGCAGGUUUUAAAGCUCUUAUUAGUUUAACACAGUGGGGUUUAAUGAAUUCUUAAAGCUUCUUUAAGCUGAGAGCAAAGGCCUGGUUGGGAAAGGGGCAUUUGAGAAAUGGGACAUGCCCGAGGGGAUGGCCAACCAACUGCUAGAUUGGCAUCUCUCCCAGCCUCUAAGGGCUGUAGUUAAUUGAAAUUAAAUGGAGCAAAUCAGAGUUGCUCUUGUUUGGUUUUUUUUUUUUCCCUCUCUUUUACAGGGAAGCAGUCCACAGAGAUGUCCUGCUCUGUGUCAGAUGAGCAGUGUUCCUUUUGAAGGGUACAGGUCCCAGCUUGCCAUGCUUAGCCCGAUUAAAUGAGAACAGGAGGCAUUUGGAGCAUGCUGGGACCAGCGCCCUGUGGGGCCUGUGGGAAGUCUGUGGGUUGCUGUAGAUGUUGUCUAGUCGUAGGAAUCGAGCAAGGCCUGAGGGAGACACUGCAGAAACCUGGAAAGUCGUGUCUCCCUCGUGGUGUCCUUUGAGUCCCCGUAGUUACGUAGGAGCAUGCUUAGCCCUGUGCUGAAUGACGAAGCAGUGUCUGUGUAGAAGUAGAUAGUAACCUUACAGGAGUGCUGAUUUGGAUUUUGUGGUUGUUUUUUUGCCCUCUUUGCUGUAUAGAUUAGGCAAAGACAGCAGUAAUCCUGGGAAUGUUUCCCAGGUCUGCAGAAACCUUAGUUACUUAGCAAGCACUGGCUGCCAUGUACUGCCUUCUCUGCAUCCAGACAAUCCUGGGCAGACCAGCAUCAAGGCAGUGCAGUUCCUCAGGGCCUCCCUCUCCUUUCACUCACCUGGUGACCAAGAGAGGAACCCACAUCUUCUGCACGCUGCCUGCAAGCUGGGACAGGACUAGGUCUGGCACCUUGGGAAUCUGCUGGAAUGGAGAAUUGCUGGUGACUGUGCUGGAUUGUGUCUAGGCAAAGCCCAUCCCUCUCACAGGGAUGAUGAGGAAACAUUGAAAUUUCAAGACCUGUGUAGCCAGGGAGGGGCUUUUCUGUUUGGAGGUUUGUUUUUUCUGUUUUCAGGUUAGUUUUCUUGUUGUUUUUUUUUUUCUUUUCUCUCUCUCUCUCUUUUUUUUUUUCUUAGUAUUCUGUUGUUUUUGUUGUUGUUAUUGGUUUCUAUUUUAUUUUGUUUUGCAUGAAGUGUUCUCACAACUGUAUGGGGUGGAGCUAUUGUAGUAACAUUUGUUUCGGGGUAUUUAAGAAGGGAAGGAAGGAAGCUGGCUGACAGAGUUUUCUGGGGACUUGUGUACCAACCCAUGCCAGUGUUCACAUUUUAUUCCAACAGGAGCAGCCUUCUUUGAAAUAGAGAUCAGCUCCAAGAAAGGUGUGUUUCGUCUGCAUCUGUUACUGUUAUAUGGGAUGACAGAGGUGGGGCUUGGGGUAUGAAGAAAAAGUAAGCAAAAGUUUACGUUCUCAUUAUCACUGCUCUCUCACACUUCCGUGGCUGUGACCCACAAGGUGGAGCUGGAUACAAAUUCUCAAAUCUGGCCGGUGACCAUCUCAUAGUUCUGCCCGUGCUCUGCAUCUGAGCCCAUGCCUGUAUUGUACUGCUCAUUGAUCGGGGCUGACCGGGCCGGCGUGUGCCACACCUGGGUGAGUCAGCUCCGCUGAGGGAGGCUGCUCCCAAGAGACGAGGGAGAGGACCAGAGUCAAGCUGCUGCAUGACUGAGUGGGAGAGAGCCAGAUGCAAGCUGCAGCAUGGUGUUUCAGAGGGUACCUGCUGUCUGCUCCUUCCCCCCAGGACCUGCCCUGACCAGGGUCAGGCAGCAGUGCAGGGUGAGACCUGGCUCUUAUGCUGUUAAGGCUCUUCUAGCCCCAUAUGUGUUUUACGCUCUCAGACUGAACCCUGCCAUCACUGGACAGCUCCGUCAGACCUCUGGCAAAAACAGCUGACCCACUGACAAUCUAGGUUGAAUACCAGAAGAUGGUCUACAAGUCAUGCAAUGAGUCACAAAUUUAAGGGACCUGCGUUUAAUUUCCCACAGGCUUCCUGCAGGACGUUCCCAUCAUUUCACACAGUUCAAUCUCUUCAUGUUUAUCUCUUCAGACAGGGCCAGGCUUCUUAAAAAUACUAUGAAAAAUAUACGAUGCUGUGAAAAAGACCAAGUCCUAAGCUGCUGCAUGUCCAAGUUGCCUAGAGUUGUGGUUGAUGCUCUGUCACUGGAGACUUUCAAGGCGAGGGUGGAUCAAGCCAUGGGCAACCUGAUCCAGCUGUGUGUGUCCCUACUCAUUGCAGGGGCAUUGGACUAGCUGACCUUUAAAGGUCCCUUGCAACUCUAAGGAUUCUGUGAUUCUAUAUGAGACUGGAAGCAGUCCCCAUCCCCCAAGGACCCCUACGUCCUCAUUAAUGGUGCUCAGAAUCAGUGUUGAGAGUGCUCCUGAGUUCAAAUUGUGGAUGGGGUAGCUGGGUACCAACAAAAACAAAGUGCUAUGUACUGGCCAUGCAGACAUCCUAAAAUAGUACGCCCCGUUUGCUUGAGCAACCCAAUAUUUGUUGUUUUGAGGAGGUACACCCCCCUGACAGUAUUGUUUGUGUCUAGGGGAGGAAAUAUUGCCCUCCAUCAUACCGUUAAGUGCAGAUUCCUUCACUGGGCUCUUGUGAGGUCAGUGCUUUUGCAGUAGGAACAAAUGCUCCCCGUUAAACUUUCUGAACGGCCUGUCCAUUGUGAAUGCUCAGCGCUGUCUGCUUCUGGAAACUUGGAGCUGCCCAGCUGCCAGCUCCCUGACAGGAUGCAGGACGUUUUGUUUCCCUGCACACAGCAUACCUUGAGGCCAGCAGUACUUUGCAUGCAUUUGCUGUGCCCUGCUUUUUCUUGUAGUCACAGUCCUCGCUCUGCUUCCUUGCAUUUCCAUUGUCAAGAACCAGGAACAGAGGUCAUUUUACUUUAGACACUUCCCCAUGGGUACUAGAUGCAAUUCUCUUCCCUGCCAGAAUAAUCUGAAUAGUGGCUUUUUUAUGAGAUCUGUCCUGUGCUCAGCAUUUGUUAAAAGUCUUUUAUUGAGGCAUUGCAGGGCAGUGUGAUGGAUGGUUCUGGGAGGCACUUUCCUUUGCAGUCUUCCCUCUUCUGAACUAAUGAAAACCCAUUCAUCACCGGCUAUUUCCACAAAUGCCCUAAAUCUGCAGUUAGUGAUGAGGCAGGUCUGCUGGAGAUAAUAUAACAGCAAAGCACUAAUUCCAUCUGCCCCAUUCUAAUGAGUAUUUAAAAAGGACUCCCAUAGUGUUCCAGAACAACUGCUCUCUAACAUGUCCCCACCGUGCCCUUUCCAGCCCUCACCCCUUCCCUGUUUAUGCUUCUCUUGCUUCAAAAGAAGAAAAUCUUGUGUUACAAAAGCCAGUGUUGAAUGACAAGACUGCAGUUUGUUUGCUUCUGUCUCACAAUAACAAUUACUGUCAGGAACUAAAUAACAGUUGCUUCCUUGCUGGAGGAAAAAUGCUACAGAUUGCAGGUACCUUGAGAGACCUAAUUCUUUUGGCAAAUGAGGUUCUUAAUUAUUUAUAGAAAACCUAGGCAGAACAUUAAUAAAGAGAACAUGGGGAAGAUGGUUCACAUGUGAGAUGAAGAUGCAAACAAAAAAUCUUGCAGCCUUACUCUCCUGGCACAAGGUUCUGAGGAGUAGUAGCAAUGAGUCUGAUCUUCUGCUCUGAAUAUGGACCUGAGACGAGGCCCUUCUGACCAGCUCAGCAAGAGGAAACAAAGCUUUGCUAUUACAGGACGUGCCAAUAAUAGAGCCUCAGAAAAAGGAUGUGUCUAAUGCAAACUCCAUCUGACAGAUGCCAAUACAGGCCUCCCGGGCUGAACAGGAAUCCAAAUCCAGUCCAGGCCUAGAGCAGGCCUGGCAGUUGUGAUGCCAAACCACCACCAGCUCUGCCACCGGCUCGCUCUGCGAACUCCCUUGCCUCUCCAGGCUUUCAUUCCUCCUCCAUAAAGUAAUCACCCUCCCUGCAGGGCUGCUGGGCCUCAAUUACCAGCAUCUACAAGGUGCCUGAAAAGCCAAGAGAAAGAAAGGCCAGCAUAGGCUGGGCUGGUAAAUACGCUAAGUCUGUGAGUGAUUUUGGAGGAGGUAAAAUCUUCCUGAAAUAAUGCCCUUGAUAAUGUGUGAUGUGGCGUUAGGUAGCCUCACAGUAAAGCUGCUUAACAUACUGUCUUUGAUAUCUAUAUUUUUGUGAGAGCACACCGAAGCAAGUUCUUGGUGGAGGGGAAGCAGGUAGGCACUUUGUCUUAAAUUGCCAAGGGAAUUGGUGAUUAAAUAGCACCAAUAAUGAAAAAUAGGCCACCUAACCCUUUUGAGCUCCCUGGCAUCUGGGCUGGGAUACAGAAAUCAGCUGGUCUGUUACUUGGAGGGUAGGAUAUUUUUAGUUCAGAAAUUGUCUGUUUACACUUGACAGCACAGGCAAGCAUCCUCUGUGAGUGUAACUCCCCCCCACCACAUGCAGAUACUGGAAAACAAUUUCCGUGUGCACCAGAGAAGGCAAGGCAAUUAAAUGUGUGUUUUGGAAAAUGUCCAUGAACACAUAAUAAAGCCCCAAACUCUA